Haemonchus placei is the source of this 270-nucleotide messenger RNA. The record is from the annotation of a GenBank genome assembly. Lineage: Eukaryota; Metazoa; Nematoda; Chromadorea; Rhabditida; Trichostrongylidae.
AUGAGACUUACACUGCUGGACGUAUAUUUUAGUGCUGAUUUCGAAUCUGCAUUCAAAAUCUCCCAAACGAUUCUCUCAACGAAGUUAUGGAGGUGGUUUUCGGAAGACGCUCAACAGAAGCAAGCACAAAAGUUGGUGGUGCCGAGCCGAGUGGUCCCUUCGGGACGCCUUCGGCAUCCCUCGGGACCACUCGGCUCGGCCGCUGGCCGGCGGGUGCUCGGCACCACCAAAUAUGGUCGCCGGCAGUCCAGCAGUGGCGGUUUGGAGUAG